This is a messenger RNA of Acanthoscelides obtectus, 8566 nucleotides long. NCBI's taxonomy places the organism in Eukaryota, Metazoa, Arthropoda, Insecta, Coleoptera, Chrysomelidae. The record is from the annotation of a GenBank genome assembly.
CAGCAAUGUCGCUUGGAGCACGUGGAACAGUGGAAGGAGAUGCAGAAUCGAAGCGGCUGUGACUGUGAUACGAGAUUGUGAGUUUGGUUGGUUUGUUUUGUGAGAGUGCCAAGACUUACAUGCUAGGAACUGUUUUUAAGUUUUUUUACGCAUAAAUACGGGCUCCAUAUUGGACCCUAUCAAGUACCAGCACCAUCAACACUUCUUCCCCUUCUUUAUCUGUCUCUCGCCCUGCCUAUCCCAGCAGUUUUCCAUUUUUUCAAGCUCCACCACUGAAUGGACAGUACAAUGGACCAAAAAUCUUUUAACGAUGACUCCAAUGUCACAAUCACUAUUAGACUGAUUAUGCAAGGAAAGGAAGUUGGAAGUAUUAUAGGAAAAAAAGGAGAAAUCGUCAAGCGCUUUAGAGAAGAGAGUGGCGCGAAAAUAAACAUAUCUGAUGGCUCAUGUCCAGAACGGAUCGUCACAGUUAUAGGAUCAACAAGUGCAAUUUUCAAAGCUUUCACCCUGAUAUGUAAAAAAUUCGAAGAGUUCCAAGAAAUAAACAGCUCAAAUGCUAGCGGAGUACCAAGGCCACCCAUUACUCUACGUCUAGUAGUCCCAGCAAGUCAGUGCGGGUCACUAAUAGGCAAAGGAGGAUCCAAAAUAAAGGAAAUCAGAGAAGUCACGGGAGCAUCCAUACAGGUUGCCUCUGAAAUGCUCCCUAAUUCUACAGAAAGGGCUGUCACCAUAUCAGGAACAGGAGAAGCGAUCACACAGUGCAUUUAUCACAUCUGUAAUGUUAUGCUAGAGUCUCCUCCUAAGGGUGCGACGAUCCCGUACCGUCCGAAGCCACAAGUGGGCGGUCCCGUUAUCCUGGCCGGCGGCCAAGCGUACACCAUCCAGGGCAAUUACGCCGUACCCGCCCAUACCGACGUGGCCAGCUUGGGGAAAAAUCCACUGGCUGGAUUAGCUGCUCUAGGACUUGGAGGGCUUGCGCCAUCUGGUGCCGGUGGGCUUAGUCCAGCAGCUUUGGCAGCGCUAGCCGGAUCCCAACUUCGCACGGCUAACACCCGCGGUAGCGGUGCGGGCGGUCAACAAAAUACGAACGCGCAGACGCACGAGAUGACAGUACCGAACGAGCUGAUUGGUUGCAUCAUCGGCAAGGGCGGUACCAAGAUCGCCGAAAUCCGGCAGAUCAGCGGUGCCAUGAUCCGCAUCUCUAAUUGCGACGACCGAGAGGGCGGUUCGUCUGAUCGUACCAUCACCAUAUCCGGUAACCCAGAUGCGGUCGCGCUGGCUCAGUAUCUCAUCAAUAUGAGGAUAACCAUGGAGACAGCUGGUUUACCUCUGCCAGGAUACCACUACUUGGCUCCCAAUCAUAUUGUGAAGGCCCCAAUCCAUUGAAAUGAAUGGCUGUUCACCACUCCUCUAAACAUCACCAACCCACCAAAUUACUCAACAAUCAGUCAGUGAACUAACAACUCUUUCACCUGGCUGAACAUAAUACUAACAUAUAAUCGCCAAAGCGCUACUUUCCAUUUUUGUGAGUCCAUCAACACGUACUAUUUUUUUUUAAGCUGGGGAAAGCUUUCAGAUGUAGUUGAAGUACCACUUCAAGCUUUUACAUGAUUUUCCAAAUUUUCCACGUGUGACAGCGAUAGAUUUCGAAAUUUAUAUGGAACUUUUCUUACGGUAAGGUUAUGUCCCGAAGUUUCAGUUGUAAGAUUUUGUUGUCCUUCAGUGCUAUAUAGAAAUUCUCUUAAUAUUUUAUAUUGAACCUAAAACUGGGCUAAGCUAGUCAGUAUUAUAAAAUUUGUGAUCGAUUCUAGACAAAACACAAGCACUGUCUGAGAAAAAAGCACUUUGGAGAAAAAAUAUUUUAUGAUCAUUGGUAAUAUUGGUUUUGAAUUAAAUGAAUAAAUUAUCAUAUCUGUGAUCUUAACUUGCAGUGUUAUGUUGAUUUAUCUAUUCUAAAACAAUUUGGUGAUAUUAUUUAAAUAUCGGCUUUGAAAUACACACCUUUAUCAAGAGGUUUACUCCAUCUACAACUUUCUACUAUAUUUUCUCACAAGCUAAAGGUACGUGUUGAUUGAUGACUCAACAUCCAAUUAGAGAUAACGCGCUUUUGUCUGAUAUCUCUGAUUGUGUAUGUUUUUUGAAGCGGUAACUUACAAGAUUGGUAUGAGGGAUCAAACCAAAGAAUUUUUAUUUUAAAUUUUUUACAAAUAAUACGCUAUAUUUAUAUAAAGUAUUUAGAUACGAGUCAUGAGCAUGUGUUUUGUUUUUUGUUUUAUUUUGCGCUGUAGUUCCAUCUGAUCGGAUUGGAUUGUUAAUAUUGAGAAUAUUUUAGAUGAAAAAACUGUACAUAUUAAUAUGUAUUGUGCAAAAAACUGUUAUUGUCCUGAUCUAAAAAAGCGACGUUUGACUCUUUUCAAUUAAUUUUUGUGAUUUUAUUUUUUUAAAAGUGUCAGGGAGAAAUACUUUCGUUGGAGAAAUUCUGCAUAGGAUAACUCCUUUCGAAGCAGCUCCAGAGUAGUUUCUAAGUCAACUAUUAUUUUUAGACUAAUCAGUAUUGAAGAUACUAACAUAUAAUAAAAGUUUAGCAAUAACUAAUAGAAAAACGUUCUAAAUUGACAAAUAAUCGUGAUAUGACUUAGAUCGGUAUUUAUAAAUUUGCUCAAUUGAAAAAAUGCUAAAUAACCUAGGAUUAAAUGUGCCAGAGCUUUUGAUUAUUGUGCGAACGAGAAUUUAGCAGGACAAUCACAGAACAUCAAUCUCGUUGUUAUGAACAAAAAUAUUAUUUUAGGAUGUAAGUCACGUAUAACGUAUUUUUUUGUUGUAUUUUUUAUUUGAUUGCAAACGCAGUAAAGUCAUACUAAUGGCAUAGGUAGGAUAUACGUUGGUUGGACAUUGUUUAAAAAGCUCUCUGAACUUCCAUCAAAUGUAGGUGGGCAUAUGCAUUUUACCUUUUGCUCAAAUUUCAUUUAAGUUCAUAUAUUUACAUACAGAAUGUUCUCUAAACACGGAGUACAAUGACGAGGAGCUAUUCUUUGUAAUGUGUCUAAGAUUAUUUUAUUUUCAACAUGAGGCAAUUGUUUAAAUUUUCAAUGGCGGUACUUUGAUAAAUGAUCUAGGUCUUUACGAAAAAAAAAAUAAUUACUCAAAGUAACAUCACGUUUAUAAUAGGUACAAUUAUAUAUUUAUAUAUUAUAUAUAAAACGGUUUUCCAUUACUCUGAAAUUCUGACGAUGUUAUUUAUGUAUCAUCAUUUUAAUCUCCCCACCUAAAUAUUUCGAAAACUGCGCAUUCUAGCAAAAAAGUCUCAAAAAAAGGUGUAGGCUGAUGGCGACCCUGGCGAUAACCUUGAUUGUCAGCUUUAAGGUCCUUUCAAGGUUAUAGGAUUCCCCCUUUUUCACAUUGAUAUUGAAAAUAGCAAGAUUUACGUCUGACCACCACCUUGGCAAUGACCUUGGAUAUCGCCUGCAAGGCCAAAAGUAGACAUCGAAAGCAAUUUGUCCUUGCAAAAGAGUUCAUCAGUUGUGAGGUUUGUGGGAUCAGCCAAAGGUGACCUUGACCAUGACAUUCAAGGCCAAGUCAAGGUUUCCAAAUUAAACUUCUCAUUUCUAAACUGGAAAUAGAAACGACGAGAUUUUGGGUGCGAAUGUGGUUUUGAUCUUAAAUAACAUUUAAGCUUGAUACGAUCUUUUGCCUUUGAGUUCAAAUUUGGACUUUAAAUUUCCUGCUUUUUCCAUUUCCAAUGUUUAAAUGAGAGCUUUCCGUUGGAAAUUUUUGCUUUCAAGGUCAUGCUCGAAGUGACCUUUGGGUGAAACCUAACCACUGUGCUGUCGAACAUUUUUUAGAUGUCCUCAUUUGACCUCGAAAUGGUCUGGAAGGCAAUAGUCAAGCUGGUGACGAAAGCGAUCUUCCGAUGUAAAAUUUGUUCCUGUUUUCAAUUCCGAUAUGAAAAAUAGGGGUUCUGUUUGAAAAUGAAAAUAUUCACUUGACCUGAAAAUGACCUUGAAGGUGGUAGCCAAGGUCACUGUCAAGGUCUCCACCAUUUUACCCCUUCAGACUCCUACAAGAUUCGAUUGAAGCUUUUUUUGUGGGAUGCGAAUUUUCGAAAUAUUUAGCUGGGGAGAUUAAAGUGGGACACCGUGUAUAAUUUGAAUCAAAAGUUUCGAUGCCGUGGUUAAAUAUCUAUUUUGAGCUAUUGAUUGAAACUCGGAGAGCAAUUUUUAUUUGCUGUUGACGUUUUUACGUUCAGAGUGAUAUGGGCACUUUGUUUAUUUGAAUAUAAAUUUAUAAUUUUUGCAUUUGUUACAUUGGGCUGUGGAUAAUAAGUAUUCAACUGUUGAUUAGGUGUAAUUUUAUUCUUCCAAACGAUAGAUGUGCCAAAAAAUCUUUCAAUCUUACUACCUAUUUUCAUUUUUCCUUAUGAAGCUCAGCUGGCGUGGAGACGUAAUGUCCUUGAAAUAUUUUUACCACGCUAGUAGGUUGAGCUAAACUAACUGAAAAUGCUCAUUUCACUCCUUUGCCCGGGCAGCUUGAAAAAAAGUGGUUAAAAUGUUUAUGAAAGAAUAUUUAUCAGCUUUUAUGUCUAGACUACGUUUAACCACGAUUUUUGAGGAUACCCGGUUAUACAUAAUUUUUAAAAUAAUUUAUCACUGAAAAAAUGUAUUUUUAGCCGAGUAGUUUUAGCUGUGAUCACUCUGUGUAACAUGCACUGUCGCAUCAUGAAUUUAACAUUUUCCUUUCAGGCAUAAUAGUGCUUUAAAUCAUUUACCUUAAACUGAGGUAUUAAAUAUCGAUUUUAUAUUCCCUUGGACGGCAAGAUUCUGGCUACUACCAUGUAAAAAACUAAAACGAAAAAUCCAUAGUUUGAAACUGCGCUUCACGCAGGAAACAUCACCGCACCAAGGUAGAAUAUACAAUUUUAAGUUUCAAACAGAGAGAUUCAUCAGCCGAAUAAUUUGGUGUCGGCAGGGUAUUACAGAGAAAGCUUUUUGUCUAAAAUAUAUCCGAAAACGGACCUACAUAUACAUACAAAAAGGUAUGGGCACACCCCAUUUUUUGAUACUAAAUUUAUCGGAAAACUAAGAUCCAAAUAGUCAUUUUUGGUGGCAAUAGAUUGGGCAAAUUGAAAACAAUAAAAGUAUAAUACGAAUUAUGAAAUUAAAGAGUCAAAAUCACUAAAAAACAAACGAGUGGAUAAGUAUUGACAAACUUCAUUUGCAGUUAGUGCUUUGUUACCAUACCAUUUGCAUCAAUUAUGGCCUGAAGCCAUUAUUUUACGGAAAUUACGAGUUGGUCCCAUUCCUGCAUAAGAACAUCUUGUAGCAGUCGUUUGUCAGAAAUUUUACUUUUUCGGUCUUUCAGGUACAGCAAGCACCACAAAUGUUUAAUGGGAUUGAUAUCCUACAUUGCAGUAGUUUUUUUGGUGUAUUCACCUGUUUUUUUAGUUGUCAAUACUUUUUUGACCCUUGAAUUUCAUAAUUCCUAUUAUUAUUCUUAAAUUAUUUUUAAUUUCCUCAAUCUGUUGCCAUCAAAAAUUACUAAUUGGAUGUUUCAAAUAAAUGUAGUAACAGAAAAAAAAAAUCAUUUUGUUUUUAUUUUUUACCCACUGUAUAUCGCUUUACUAGAAAUAUUUAUCUCUGGUAUCUGGAUGGAGAUCCCAAAUUAUCAGGCUGUUGUUUCUCACAGAAAUAAUAUGUAUAAAGUAGAUACGUUGUUUUCUAAUCUUAUUCUGAAAACAAUCUUGAUUACUAGUGAUUACUAUCAAUUUUUCUGUUUUUAUUUCUUAAAUGCUUGUUACUAUAGAUGUAGUCAUAUCAAUAUUCUAGUCUUCUAACAUUUUAAACUAAUAUAAUCAGUCUAGUCACAACUUUGUUUAAAUGUUAUUGGAGUUAAAUGUAGCACAAAAAAUGUUUGCAGCGUUUUUGUAUAAAAAAUGUUGGCUCAAAUUUGGUCAGACUUUCUUAUUAGAAAAAUGCAUGCUGUUUUAAAAAAAGACAGCUACAAUGAGCUCCAAUGACUAGGCUUACUUAUUGCAAAUAACAAUUUGAUCUUAACGUUUGACUAUAAAUGGGGACAAUCUAUCAUGUUAUCCCUUCUCAUUAGAUAUAAUAUUAUGACUGUUCUUAAGAUAUAGUGUUAAUAUGGUUCAGUCUAGUCACUAUUGUGAAAUAAAACUAACAAAAUGUCACAUUUAUUUGGAUUUUGUCAGACGCGCGUUUAAGGGUGCAAAAGUGGUAAUACAUCAUUGUAGUGACUUGACUCAAAUAUGUGCCAAUUAAAAUGGAUCAACAUUUUCUCAAGAAGUAACACAAGUGUACAAAAGUUCAAUUAUACCUUGAAACAAAAAAUGUACUUACCAUAUACAUAUAUAAUAUAUGACUGUGUUAAAUAAGCAUGUGAAGACAUACUUAAAACCGGUUAUGGAAUUUUGUACAGAACCUAAUAACUACCCGUGUUUUAUCCAAAAAUGUACAGAGUGACCAGCUUGCAGUUUCCAUUGGGAUUUUCAUAUCUACUGUUACCACUAACUUGAAGAGCUUUUUGGUCACCCUGUAAACUCGCGAUUGUAGCUACAAUCGUGUACGUGAUAGGAGGUUUCAGUUCCAGAUGAAAAAAAUAGACUACCAAAUUAAACUUCUAUUCAUGUCUGUUCAAUUUUCGUUCAGUACGAUCUCCUGAAAAUGUGAAUGAAACUAUAUACAGACUUUACAAGUUCUGAUAUAAAUUACUAUAGUUUACGCAAACGUUUUUUCUUGGGUGCUUAUAACUUUCUAUCAUGUCUCAAUACAAACUAUGUAACGCUUCCAACCAUCUAAAUGAGAUGACACCUCAAUGAUUGCUUCAGUAGUACCAUGUUGUAGAUAUCCAGAUAAUCAUCAGAGCGCUAGCGCACAGAGGAAUCAAAGAUAUUUUUUAUAAAUUUCUAGUAACUAAUUGGGUUUGUGGGUCUAAAGAAACACAGUUUCCUCUUACAAAGCUGCCGACGUUUCGGAAUAAUUUAUUUCCUUUAGGGCCUGCUACCAUCAUAUGUAUAGCAGAUUCCAUCGUAAAAAUCCAUGUUUAUGUAGUGCACUGUCCAAAAAAUUUUAAAUUUUCGUAUGAAAAAUUAUUCUUCCAAUGACUCUUAUUUGUAUAAAUUUCUAGAAAUUAAUUGGUUUCCUGUUACAAAGUUGUCGAAUAAUUAUCUAAUUCUUCCUAGAAGAGUAUCUGUGCGCUUCGCUCGAAUCAUAGUCGUCGGUAUGUAGAAAUCUUGUAACUCUUAGCGGGGGCCUUAACUAGAUUGUGCGCGUUCGUUUCGGCUAUGAUGUUGAUAUAGUUCAAGUCGUGUUGUGUCAGGCAAUCAACGGUGUAUACAAACAAAAAAUAGAGCUUUCCACGUCGUAUUCUAUGUAGCGAUACGCGCUCGGUAUCAUAAACAAGGUGGUGGAUAGGGGCCCGUAUUUCCAAUGUUCUUUUGGAUGUAUCGGAGAUCUGACUUUACUAUGAAUACUUUUCUCAUUUCUCAUCCUAGGCCUUGAUUCAUGAUCAAUUCAUCACGCCGAUUUUGACGUCAACCUCAACCAAAAAUUUAUCAUGAAGUAAAUACUCGCGAUGUCCAUAGUCUAACCCAAUAUUUCUCAUCCCAAAAUUAAUAGCGCCCCAUUUGGAGCUAGAUGGUAUAGCUCUAAAAAAUUAAGCCGGUUCCAAAUGGAGCAAUAUAUUUGAUUUUGGAAUCGUAAAGCGAUUGUGAAUAGGCAGUUUUUGAAAAAUAUGUUUCAGUAAUUUUCUGUUCUUUCGUAUAUUUAAUUAUUCAUGGAGUGCGUGCUGCACCGGGCCCAUGUUCACAGCCUCAGAAAGUGUGCCAAAAUUUGUAUUUGUGUACGUCGUCAUGUGUUAGUUUUGCGAAUUUCACAGAUCAGUUGCUGAUAGUAAUAUUUAGUAACAACUCAAGAAAUUUAUAUCAGUCUCCUGCAUAAUUAUACGCAUAAACAAGAAUAGCGAACGGAUCAUGAACUAUCUAAGGGAAAGUAGUUUUCUCUGAAUGGUAUAAAUUAAAUUUCUCUAUAAAACUAUUGUUGAAACUGGCGUUAAGUCAGACUGCUUUUUAAAGUGUAGACAGAUUCUUCCAUAUGCAUAAACUAUUUUUUGAAUCUUGCUAUGAUUGGAAAGUGAAUCACAAAAUCAGGGGACGUUAUUUCUUUCGGUUCAUUAUUCAUUUUUGUUUUUAAUUUUCUGUGAUACUCAUUGUGAUAUUUUAUUUCAUUGUGCCAUAUGAAAUAUGAACAAUCAGCAACUCAAUCUGUGGAAUCAUAGACCAAAUACAGUUUAAAGAAAUGUGUGAAAUAUACUAUUUUAAAUUUUUGUAUUUAGAAAUACAAUGUGACUGAUUUUUAACCAAAUAUUUUUGCAAAAUCGUCUAUGAUGUAAUUAUUCGUCAAACAAAAAAAGCUGAACAUUUCGACCAACAUCAAUAGAAGAGUAUACAUUGGAAUGACUAAUUUGGACAGUAGCUGCAUAAUGAUUUUGUGGCUGUGGUUGAUUUAAGACGACAUAUUUGGAACCACAUCAAUAUCUCUGCUCCACAGAUAUG